UAAUGACGGAGGACAGAUCAAUGUAUCAGUUACGCUAUAUACCCAGAUAUAUAAGUAAGUGUGCGAACAUCUAAGGGAUCAGACCAUACGAGCCAGCGUGACAACUGUUGGAAUUACACAACUACAGUAUCAAGGAAAGAUGCCUAACCUGAAGUAUGCAAUCGUUUGGUUGGUCUUUAUACUGGCGCAUAUGGAUCUGGAACUCAUCCAGUGUUCUUCCAUUCAAUUUGAAGUAUUAAGGUGUCCAUUAGCACGUCCUCGUGGCAAAUGUCCAGAAAAAACGGAUUAUUCUUGCAAGGAGGAUAAGGAUUGCGAAGCACAUUUUCCCGGUAAGGGAUUGAAAUGCUGUAUGGAUUGUAUUGGCGGAAAUAGAGGUUGUGUGACUCCUGUACGURUUGYUUCGGGYGUAGAAGUAAUCCCGUUAARAGUAUUAAACCAAAUGAAGCUUCUCAACAAACUAGUUGCAGAGUGCCCCACCAGCCCUCCCUCGUGGCMGAAUCCUUCGGGACCAGACCAAGAAUGCCAAGASGAUGCCAGUUGUGAUGCGAAAUUCCCUGGACAAGGCCUGAAAUGCUGUAGUGAUUUUAGGUGCAUUCCUCCUGUCAUCAAGCGUGAGUUUSUUGAAGCACCAUCGUUUUGCCCCAUACCUUCUCCUUCAAGACCAGGAGAAUGCAGUACAUACUUUGAAGACAGAUGCCUCGAGCACCUUUACUUUUCAAUGCAUCCUGGAUCGAUUGAAUCGGUAAUGUGUUGCAUCACAAAGUGUGGCAACUGGGUGUGGAUGAUAGCCCCAUCUCUUGUAAAGGUGCCGCCCACUCUACCAUUUCCACGCAAUGGUACCUGCCCAAUCAUCUCUCCACCUAAAGAAUGUCAAGCAUCACCAAGUCUUUAUAAAACAUGUAAAGUAGACCAGGAUUGCUACAGAAAGUUGAACUAUUUCAUUGAACAAAAGAAUAUGAAUAGAUUAGUACUGAAAUGCUGUAAUGAUGGAUGUGGUCAUCGCAAAUGCAUCCCACCUAUAAUACAAUGAAUGUCUAUUAUUUUCAAAUCAUGAAUGUAGAAUGCUAGACCGACUACUAUUUCAAACUGGGGUUUUGAUAUCAAUACCGUAAAAAUGGAAAAACAACUCGAAAUGUUUGCUUGGAAUCAAUACUAAUUCUUCGUUUGCAACCACGUGGUUAUUGCUGGUGCCAGGAUAUUUUUCGAUUCCAAUCAAAAAACAAUCCUAAUGACCAUGCAGAGCCACCAAUAAUAUAACUUUGAGCUAAAAAUUGGAGCAUUAGAGCCUUUCUGAAACGAGCUAUGGUCGAAUGAAGUUUCCGAUUUUAUAGUGUAAAUAUAUGGCGAAAACUCGCUGGUGGACUAAUUUGGUCCACCAGCAAUGGAGGCCAAAUUUAGAAAAAUAUUUCACGCGCAGGCAACAAUAUCCAACUCACUUUAGACAUACAUAAAUCGAACUUAAGACAUUUAAAACAAUAAAAAUAUUUCAUUUAGCGA
This is a messenger RNA of Actinia tenebrosa (Australian red waratah sea anemone), 1497 nucleotides long. RefSeq lists its product as uncharacterized. Gene Ontology annotation, cellular component: extracellular region. The record is from RefSeq and is a predicted model, not a curated record. Gene Ontology annotation, molecular function: peptidase inhibitor activity. NCBI's taxonomy places the organism in Eukaryota, Metazoa, Cnidaria, Anthozoa, Actiniaria, Actiniidae.